Nicotiana attenuata is the source of this 546-nucleotide messenger RNA. RefSeq lists its product as uncharacterized. NCBI's taxonomy places the organism in Eukaryota, Viridiplantae, Streptophyta, Magnoliopsida, Solanales, Solanaceae. The record is from RefSeq and is a predicted model, not a curated record. The transcript is spliced from 3 exons. The coding region runs from base 1 to 546 and encodes 181 amino acids.
AUGACCGACUGCAAACCUUCCCCUUCUCCAACGGAUAACACUGUCCAAUUAAGCAAACAUGGUGAAACCUUUGCUGAUCCUUCCGUAUAUCGAAUUAUUGUCGGUGCUCUUCAAUAUGUGGCCAUCACCCGACCAGAAAUAUCCUUUUCUGUGAGUCGUGUACGUCAAUAUAUGUACAAUCCUACAAUGGAUCAUUGGAAAGCAGUGCAAAGAAUUCUUCAUUAUCUGAAAGGUACCCUUACAUAUGGCCUCUCCAUCGCACCAUCCACUUCUUCCUCUAUGCAUGUUUACUGUGAUGUGGGAUGGGCUGCUGAUCCUGACGAUCGAUAUCAUGUAUCCUGGCUCACCAGUCUGCUUAAGGAGCUCCAGUUACCUUGCCGUCGUGCUCUAGUUGAUCGUGGCCAACUUUCUGUUCGGUACAUUCCUUCCACAGAUCAAACAGAUGAUGUAUUUACCAAGGCUCUAAGCUCCUCUCGAUUUUCUCAGUUACGGUCCAAGAUCAAUGUCUCUAAACUCGACAUGAGCUUGCUGGGGGGUGUUAGAUGA